Molecule: messenger RNA, 597 nt
Organism: Vicia faba (fava bean)
Lineage: Eukaryota; Viridiplantae; Streptophyta; Magnoliopsida; Fabales; Fabaceae
Source: the annotation of a GenBank genome assembly
AUGGAAGAGUGGAAAAAAGAAAAACCUCACUUUCCUACCGAAAAUGAGAUGUUUCGUUUAAAUGGACGACAUAUUCCUUUCUUUGUGCAAUUACAACAAAGACCUAUUAAAGAAGAACCUUGCUCAGAAAUUGUCAAAGCUCUAGUAUUUAUGAUGUCAUGCUCAAAGACCAUUGUUCUUCUUGUCUCGAUGUCGAUAGACAGACACGACAAAGAAAAAGAAAUGGCUCCCAUUCUCUUCUCUGCACUUUAUGCUGACAUAAUUCAUCCUUCACAAGUUUACAAAGGAUUCACCAAGUUAGUCGAGUCGACUGAUGAUUUGAUUAUGGAUAUACCGAACACGGUCGAUAUUCUAGCGCUUUUCAUAGCUAGAGUUGUUGUUGAUGGCAUCCUUCCACCAACAUUAUUGAAGAAGCAGAUAGCAAAUUUACCAAAUGAUUCUAAAGGUGCUGAGGUUUUAAUGAAAGCUGAGAAAAGCUAUCUGACAGCGCCUUCAAACGUUGAAAUCAUCGAGCGGCGUUGGGGAGGUAGCAAGAAUACAACAAUUGAUAAUGUGAAGGCGAGGAUAAACAAACUUACAAAAUUUCUUGAUAAUUAG